Drosophila obscura is the source of this 3269-nucleotide messenger RNA. RefSeq names its product synembryn (gene ric8a). Gene Ontology annotation, molecular function: guanyl-nucleotide exchange factor activity; G-protein alpha-subunit binding. The transcript is spliced from 2 exons. Gene Ontology annotation, cellular component: cytoplasm. The record is from RefSeq and is a predicted model, not a curated record. Lineage: Eukaryota; Metazoa; Arthropoda; Insecta; Diptera; Drosophilidae. Gene Ontology annotation, biological process: G protein-coupled receptor signaling pathway. Bases 122 to 1813 code for a protein of 563 amino acids.
CUCUCUCCCGGCCGUAUUCCUCUCUGUUAUCAUACUCUCUCUCCAUCAUUUGUCAUAGAAUUGAAAUUUGCUUAAAAUCCAAUUAGCGUUAAUUAAAAACGCACAACGCGGAGAAGGUAGCAUGGACGCGGAGCACCUGAAACGGCUAGAGGGCAGGGAAGCUGACCACAUCCCAGGCAUACUAAAUGAAUUCAAUAAAAAGCACGCGGAUCUUCUGGUCUUUGACAGCUUCCACUCGGACAAUCAAUGGCACGAGCUUUGGCUGGCCAUCUUCGGCAUCUUGGACGACGCGCAGCUAGGCCACCUGCACACCCAGUGCCUCAAUACGGUGAGAAUUUUGACCCGCGACGAGUUCAGUCUGCAAACCAAUUACAUCGAACAUGAGGUCAGCCAACUGCUUAGGCUGGCCCGCGUCGAGGCCAGCGCCCUCAAGCUGCCAGCCACCCCCGACGAGCUCAAGCAGCAAGAGGAAGGUCAGCUGCAGGAGCAGCCCAGCUUGGUCCAGUCGGACAUUAUAGCCGAAGCCCUAAAAUGCUUGUGCAAUUUGGUCUACCAGAGUGCGGACUGCCGUAAGCAGUGCCUGCGCCAACACUGCCUGGACGCCAUCAUAAAGCGGGUGGCUUCCUCGAUGCGUCAUCCCUGUGCCCUCGAGUACUACGACAUGAAGCUACUGUUUCUGCUCACAGCUCUGGAGCCAGCGGCACGCACCCGUCUCCAAAUCGAUCUCAACGGCCUCACCUACAUGACCAAGUGGCUAGAUGACAAGCUGGCCGAGCCCAGCUGUAGCGAGGAGCAGCUCAACAUCAUCUGCGAGCUGCUCAAAGUGAUGUUCAAUGUGACCAGUGCCCCGGAUAAGAGUCCCAACGAGUACGAGAUCCAGAGCUUGCAUCUGACUGGAGUGCUGAGGGAGCUUCUGCUACGUUUUGGAAAAAUGGCGACCGACAAGGAGCGCUCGGUGGUCACGCAUGCCAUCAAUCUACUAACCAACAUCUCCAGCAGCUGUCUCAUCGAACUAACCCUCAAGUGCGGCAAUGCCGAGGAGCAGCCCAAGGCGGUGGAGGGGGAGGGUGCCGCAAAGGCGCCCAAAUGCUGUGCUCUUUGCUUCGAGAAGCGCAAUGUACGCUGUUUGACCGUGCUCCUUAACUAUCUGCGACAAGCCUUGGCCCAGCAAGAGGCCGAAGCCAGUUCCCAUGAGCUGCUCUCGCCGGUGCUAACCGUUCUAGUCAAGUGCUCCCGCAGCGAUCGCGUGAUGCGCCACUAUCUGAGGCAGGAGAUCUUACCGCCACUGCGCGAUGUUAGCCAGCGUCCGGAGAUUGGCCAGGAGCUGCGCAAUCACCUGUGCCGCUUCCUUACGCUGCCCGCUAUGAUUUUGCGUGACCUCGCCGCUGAGCUGCUCUUUGUCCUCUGCAAAGAGGACGUUGGUCGGAUGAUCAAGUACACGGGAUAUGGCAAUGCGGCCGGCCUGUUUGCCAAGCGUGGCAUCCUCGAUUGUCGCCGCGUGGAGGGCGCCGACUACUCUUCGGACAGCGAGGACAGCGACACCGAGGAGUACAAGAAGCAGCAGCAGGGUAUUAAUCCUGUUCUCGGCUGCGUAGAGCCCAGAGCCAGGCAUAACCCGCUGGACGACAUGACCGACGAGCAGAAGGAGAACGAAGCGCUCCAGCUGGUCAAUCUCAUCGAGCAGCUGCGCCAGGGGGGCAUCGUCAAGCCCGCUCUCAUCGACAAGGAUGGCAAGCCGCAGCCGCUGGAGCACAUCUUGCAGCUGCAGGAGGAACUGCCGCAGCAGCAGUUUGAGCAGAAGCGCAAAACCUAAGCAAAGCAGCAGCCCACAAUCGAUGAUACUACAUAUAUCCCAAAAAAUAUUCCAAUUACAAUUACAAUUGAGAUCGAUUUAACUACACCUGACUGCCUGUCGGUUAAUAAUUACUAAUUGCUAAUCGAUUAUAUUAUCGAUGCAUGGAAUAGCUCCCAAACAGACUUCAAAACUAUGAAUGAUAUUUGGAGCUACUUGGGACUGAUUCCACAGCACUUCCAUCGUUCGCUUGAAUCGAAAACAAAAUGCAUAACAAUCGUUGGGGUCUUCCAGCUUGUGUCCGGGGACGGGGCAGAUGGGGCCUCGCAGGAAAGUGGCAGAUCAGCAAACAAAAAAAAAAACAAAACAAAACAAGAAACCAAAAACUGCAAUCUUUUAUAUACAUACAUACAUACAUACAACUGAUCCACAAAUCGAAAUAUAGACAAAUUUGACUAGUCCUUGUAAUAGCUAUGUAAGUGCAUGUAUUUAUAUAAAUUCUAAUUAUACAUUUACGAUCUAAGUACAUACAGUUCGUCUGAAAUAGGCCGAUCCGAUCCGAUCCGCCUAACUGGCCGGGCCGACCUCUUGCGAAGCUGCAGCCUACAUUUCGCUUUGAAUUUACAUACAUUGAACACACAUGGAGUAGCAUUUCGAAGAACUUCUGCUUAAUAUGCUGCAUCAGAUCUACUUCGCACCAGCUCUUUUAUUAUACAUGUUUUGUGUACUGUACGUAACUAUAACACUAGAAAUGAACUAAAAUAACUAUUAAGUCGCGAGUGAGGUAAACAUAAAACAGGAAAUCUAGACUCGGUACCGAUAUCAAAUGAUUCUAUAUUUGUUUCGCGUAUUGCUCUCUUCAUUGUCGUUAAGGCUCUUCCGAAAGUUGUAAAAGAAUGAUUCCAACCAAUAUCCAAAUCAAUUUUCUUGAAAAUUUUCUGCUAAAAGUUUUUUGCCACCCUUUGAAAUCAACGCUUCCACAAGCAUGCUGGGCCCAGGAAUGGCAAGAGUUAUCCCAAUCCCAUAUAGCCCUGUUUCAAUGCAAAAUUUCAAUAUUCUAAUUUUUCCACGGCCGGAUAUGUUUCGGAUAAAAUGAUGAACUGCAGCUAAACCUUUCUGCAUUAUGUAUACAUUUUUUAAAUAUCUUUGAGAAAGGCACUACGAAAAGAUUCUAGCAAAGAUAUCACAAUCCAAACUAUUUGGCAGUCACAGUCGCGUGUCGUAGACGUAGUCUCUUUGAACUCGCAUAUAAAACAAUCCUAUAUAGAGCUUUAUUGAGUUCAAUUUGCUAUAGCAAUAGAAGGUAACAAUAAACACUAUACAAACAUACGGACAGAUGCCAUUUGGCAUAUGUCUUUCUGCUGCUGAUGUGGGGGGAGAACCUCUUUAUGAUCAAUCGGUGAAAGUCUUGCACAAGCAACAAGAAAAUUUUGUUAAAUUAUUGUCGUCGAUCGAAAAAUUUGCAUUUAUGAAUAGA